This is a messenger RNA of Dissoconium aciculare CBS 342.82, 2148 nucleotides long. RefSeq lists its product as uncharacterized. The record is from RefSeq and is a predicted model, not a curated record. NCBI's taxonomy places the organism in Eukaryota, Fungi, Ascomycota, Dothideomycetes, Mycosphaerellales, Dissoconiaceae. The annotation marks the transcript as partial. Gene Ontology annotation, cellular component: Rpd3L-Expanded complex; Rpd3L complex; nucleus. Gene Ontology annotation, biological process: regulation of DNA-templated transcription. The transcript is spliced from 3 exons.
UCAGCCAUGGCCUCCGCGGUAUCACACGACGACAUUCGCGCGUUGAGUCGACAGCCCCCAGCCGAUCCAGACGUUCAUGCGACACUGUCGGACUUCUUGACCUACACGGAGCACUUUCCUUCUCAUCUCACCCGCGCGCUCACGUUGAUACACGAACAGAGGCUACGUGCCGAAGGGAAGAUCCGCUCGAUCCACGACGACACCACUGCUUACAGCACGCUCCCAUCCAUCACCCAGAACCGACCGGAUCCUGUCGAGCUACGGCGUCGCAUCAGCUAUGCCCUGGAAGAAGCAGAGACGGCUUGCCGGAUGGCCGUGGUGGAGGCGGAAAGACUCGACAUUGAAUGUAAGAAAGAGGCUUGGAAGUUGGAUACUGUCGUGCGCAAGCUGCGCGCGCAGCCCAAACCACCAUCUCGCGAUCCGACACCAGAGCAGCAACAGUUGACCUCACCCAACUUGAAGCGUGAAGCGCAUUUCGGCGGGCGUGGAGACGAAUCCCGCGUGGACAAGCUCUCGCGACGCAUGCAGGACAAAGCGGCCAGCAAACUCCGCGGACGGAAGAUCAUGGUUCCAGGCGAAGUCUUGCCGCCACCGGACCCAAAUGCGCCGUAUGAGGAUCUGUCGGAUUGGACUUCUCCUCGCGCCUCACCACCGCUGUUGGAGGAGCCGCCGAUGUCUGUGCCUCCGACACGAGAGCGCGAGCGAGAUAGGAAAUCGACCACCACGCCGCGACAACGAUCACAUACACCCAAGCAGUUGCUCAAACCACGCGGGCCCCGUCUACCGGGCCAGCCGGGUACAAAUGCGCAUUCGGCAGUCGCUGGGAUCAGCACAUCUAAUGCUCUGCUCGCUCUGACCAAACCGCCGGAUGAUGCGCCCAAGGGCAGCAAAUGGGCGCCCUGGCUCAAGCUGACUGAAUGGGAAAUGGCGAAUCUGAGAAAGCGGAUGAAGAAGAAUGCCAUCUGGGUACCUUCCCAGACGAUGGUGCGACGCGAGUUGAAGCUGCUAGGUCGCGGCCUAUCUGCAAAGGAAGCUGCGAGAGCGCAGGCUGAGGCCGGAGGCGAACCUUUCGUCGAUGAACAUGGUGAGGUAGAUCCGACCGGGCCUGGAUCGCGCGGCGAUGGGGAUGAUAUCAUUGGCGUGCUAGCUGCGGCUCAUGUGGCUUACGAGGACGACGAGGAUGCCGAUGCCGAGUUGGUGAAUCGUGGCAUGCGUCUCAACGAGGCCAAGAAAUUGAAGCGACAGCGCAUGCAAGAGGAGCUACAAGAACAAAUCGCUCGCGAGCAGGGCGAUGACGCUUCGUCAGAAGUGGGCAAGAAGAUUUCUACAUCACCCGAGGCACAGAAGAAGCGCAAGCGAGACUCCGACUCCACCUCGGAGAGCAAGACCACCGUUCCUCCAUCGAAGAAGAUCCGAACCGCCGCCCCGACCACCUCGGCGACCGCUACAAAUUCUACGACUACCAAGGUCCCUCUCGCGCCCGAAGGCGUCUCCUCUUCCCCUUCAAGCAAGCCCUCUCGUCACCGCGCCAGCUCACCUCCCACCGCCGCCACCGCCGUCGAAAAGAAACCCCCGCCCACCCUCAACCUCCGCCGCGGCAACAAAGCCGUCUCCGAAGAACCCCCGACCAGCGCUCGCCGCGCCAACCUCCGCCGCGGCAGCACCGCGAGCAUGCCCGAAGCCGCCGCCGCCGCUGCGGCGACAGCCGCUCCAGCAACCUCCGCAGAUCAGCCAGCGCCCCUGCCCAAACGCCGCAGCAAACGUCCCGCCCCGGGGAUCGUCACGUCCUCCGCCGCCGACGGCCAAAGCGCCAAAGGCGUCGUGAGCCAACGCAAAGCUGCACCUCACUCCGUCCCCGCCGCUUCGAACACCACCUCCUCCUCGUCGGCCGCCGCCGCCGCAGCAGCAGCAGCAGUCGACGACGACGUCGCCCCCAACGAACCCACCUACUGCCUCUGCGGCGACGUCUCCUGGGGCACGAUGAUCGCGUGCGACAACGAGGAGGAGUGCGAGGGCGGCGAGUGGUUCCACCUCGAAUGCGUCGGCCUCACCAGCCUCCCCCCGCGCAGAGGGAAGUGGUUCUGUCCCGAAUGCGUGGGGAGAAAGAAGGGCGGCGCUGCUGGGGCUGGGGCCGGGGCGGGAGGGUAG